AUGAGACAAGCCACGUGCACUGACAUGAGACAAACCACGUGCACUGACAGGAGGCAAGCCACGUGCAUUGACAGGAGGCAAGCCAGGUGCAUUGACAUUAGACAAACCACGUGCACUAACAGGAGGCAAGCCAGGUGCAUUGACAUUAGACAAACCACGUGCACUGACAGGAGGCAAGCCAGGUGCAUUGACAUUAGACAAACCACGUGCACUGACAGGAGGCAAGCCAGGUGCAUUGACAUUAGACAAACCACGUGCACUGACAGGAGGCAAGCCAGGUGCAUUGACAUUAGACAAACCACGUGCACUGACAUUAGACAAACCACGUGCACUGACAGGAGGCAAGCCAUGUGCAUUGACAGGAGGCAAGCCACGUGCUCUGACAGGAGACAAACCACGUGCACUGACAUGAGACAAGCCACGUGCAUUGACAGGAGGCAAACAACGUGCAUUGCCAUUGACAGGAGGCAAGCCACGUGCACUGACAGGAGGCAAACCACGUGCUCUGACAGGAGGCAAGCCAUGUGCAUUGACAGGAGGCAAGCCAUGUGCAUUGACAGGAGGCAAGCCAUGUGCAUUGACAGGAGGCAAGCCACGUGCAUUGACAGGAGGCAAGCCACGUGCACUGACAGGAGGCAAGCCAUGUGCAUUGACAGGAGACAAACCACGUGCUCUGACAGGAGGCAAGCCAUGUGCAUUGACAGGAGGCAAGCCAUGUGCAUUGACAGGAGACAAACCACGUGA
Molecule: messenger RNA, 744 nt
Organism: Mya arenaria
Lineage: Eukaryota; Metazoa; Mollusca; Bivalvia; Myida; Myidae
Exons: 1
Coding region: 1-744 (247 amino acids)
Source: RefSeq, a predicted model, not a curated record